Messenger RNA from Xyrauchen texanus (razorback sucker), 1338 nucleotides. RefSeq names its product D(1)-like dopamine receptor. Gene Ontology annotation, molecular function: G protein-coupled receptor activity. Gene Ontology annotation, biological process: adenylate cyclase-activating adrenergic receptor signaling pathway. The transcript has a single exon. Lineage: Eukaryota; Metazoa; Chordata; Actinopteri; Cypriniformes; Catostomidae. The coding region runs from base 1 to 1338 and encodes 445 amino acids. The record is from RefSeq and is a predicted model, not a curated record. Gene Ontology annotation, cellular component: membrane.
AUGGAGAACGGUACAAACCACACGCAGGACCGCGCGCACGGAGCGCAGGAGAAAGAGGAUGGAGACGGGCAGAACAGCGUGCGCGCGCUGCUGGGGUUCGUGCUCUUCCUCCUGAUCAUCUCCACGCUGCUCGGGAACACGCUAGUGUGCGCCGCCGUGGUCAAAUUCAGGCACCUGCGCUCCAAAGUGACCAACUUUUUCGUAAUUUCUCUAGCCGUGUCCGAUCUCUUCGUGGCUGUCCUGGUGAUGCCGUGGGAGGCGAUAUCCGCGGUGGCGGGCACGUGGCUCUUCGGUCGGUUUUGCGCCAUCUGGAUCGCCUUUGACAUCAUGUGCUCCACCGCGUCCAUCCUUAACCUGUGCAUCAUCAGCGUGGACCGGUACUGGGCCAUCGCGAGCCCGUUCCGGUACGAGCGCAAGAUGACCCACCGGGUGGCUUUUAUGAUGAUCGGGGUGGCAUGGACCCUUUCCAUCCUCAUCUCCUUCAUCCCGGUUCAGCUCAACUGGCACAUGGCAGGGGAUGAGGAGGAGGGAGCAGCGCGCAACGGCACCAACUACACCGACAACUGCAAAGCCAACCUGAACAGGACGUAUGCAAUCUCCUCUUCCCUGAUAAGCUUCUAUAUUCCCGUUAUCAUCAUGAUCGCCACUUACACGAGGAUAUUCCGUAUUGCGCAAACACAGAUCCGCAGGAUCUCUUCUUUGGAGAGGGCAGUGGAGCAGGCGCAAAACCACCACCAGUCCAACGAUUGCGCACACGAGAACUCUCUUAAAACCACCUUCAAGAAAGAGACCAAAGUUUUAAAAACACUCUCCAUCAUCAUGGGAGUAUUUGUGUUUUGCUGGCUGCCGUUUUUCGUGCUCAACUGUAUGGUGCCCUUCUGUCAGUGCGUCAGUGACACUACCUUCACCAUCUUUGUGUGGUUCGGAUGGGCCAAUUCCUCCCUCAAUCCCGUAAUUUACGCGUUUAACGCAGACUUCAGGAAGGCCUUCUCUUCUAUUUUGGGUUGUAAUAAAAUUUUCCCCAGCACCAUGGUGGAAACGGUGAAUUUUAGUAACGAAUUGGUGUCAUAUCACCACGACACGACGCUUCAGAAGGAAGCGCAGCCGCUGGCCGUUCAGCUGCAGCAUACAGUGUCGAACCCUCGAGAGGAGCCGAGCCUCCCCUAUGAUAAGGAUUCGGUCACUUCUAACGUGUCCCGGAAUCAUAAAAACAUGCUUUUGCCCAACCUCGGGCAUUUUGAGUGCGACGGGGAGAUUUCCCUGGACACUAUCACACCGUUUACCUCAACGGGACUUACAGAGUGCGAGGGCAUCCCCGGUCAAAUCAUUAAUGAAUGA